GCCAAUCAGCUGUUAAAGCUGUAACAACUGUUUGUUUAUUUUUGCGAGAAUGCAUAUUAACAAAUUUUAAUCACAAUUAAUUAUGCGUUGUGCUGUCAGGUUUUGUGGCAACAACAAUCGAAAUGGCAAUAAAAAUAAUUGGCGCUACUUUCAUUUCCCCAAACAUAAAGAACAGCUCAAAAAAUGGAUUCAAUUUUGCGAGCGGGACAUAAGAAACCCAACAACAGCCUGCAUUUGCAAUGAGCACUUUACGCCGGAAGACUUUGAGCGAAAUAUGCAAUAUGAACUGGGCUUCACGCGCAAAAAUCCAACUAAAUUAAAGCCCGGCUCCUAUCCGAGCAUCAAGGCACCACGGGAUAAACUUUUACAAAACAAUGCUAAAAAUAAAUGCAGCAACAAUCGAAAGGAUGCGUCGACUUUAAGCCCGCAUCGUUUCUUCAAAGAGCUGGACGAGGCUCCAAACUCCAAUCCACCAAAUACAGAAAAUGGGAAUUUAGUUGAAUUCGAAGAACUAGAAGACGUAGCUGAAAGCAGCAGCAACCUGUGCCAAAACUAUGAGACGAUAGAGUAUAUAAACGACACAGAAGAGUAUACAGAUGCGCAGCUAACUGACGAGGCGCAUCCCGUUGCGCGAUUGGAACUAGAAAUAGUCGAUCCGUUCAAUCCUCAAAGCAAUGCGGAGGAGCAUCUGGAAAUCAUCGAUUCGGAGUGUGACAAUUAUGCCAGGCAUUUGGAAAUCGAAGUGAGCAGCCUCAAACGGCAGGUCUUCUUUCUCAAAGAUGAGCGUAAAAAACUGAUCGACGAAAUUCAAAAUCUAAGGGCAACAGUUCGCAGCUGUCGACUUAAGCAUGCCGAUUCCUUAGAAAACCUGAACUUAUCCAACAGUAAAGCCACAUUAUCCAGACACAGAGUUCCAAUUAAGAAGACGGUUAUGCUCUAUACUGCAAAUAUUGAUACUAUUAGGAAACUAAGAAAAAUUAAUGAGUCGACUGAAUAAAGCAAUCAUAUAGUAAAUAAAUCUA
Drosophila novamexicana is the source of this 1022-nucleotide messenger RNA. RefSeq lists its product as uncharacterized. Gene Ontology annotation, molecular function: sequence-specific DNA binding. The coding region runs from base 83 to 997 and encodes 304 amino acids. The record is from RefSeq and is a predicted model, not a curated record. The transcript has 5 exons. NCBI's taxonomy places the organism in Eukaryota, Metazoa, Arthropoda, Insecta, Diptera, Drosophilidae.